Messenger RNA from Lagopus muta (rock ptarmigan), 15193 nucleotides. It is a transcript of the gene DGKZ, whose product is annotated as diacylglycerol kinase zeta. The transcript has 32 exons. The record is from RefSeq and is a predicted model, not a curated record. Lineage: Eukaryota; Metazoa; Chordata; Aves; Galliformes; Phasianidae. Gene Ontology annotation, biological process: regulation of synaptic transmission, glutamatergic; lipid phosphorylation; diacylglycerol metabolic process. Gene Ontology annotation, cellular component: nucleus. Bases 9824 to 13411 code for a protein of 1195 amino acids. Gene Ontology annotation, molecular function: protein binding; ATP-dependent diacylglycerol kinase activity.
CCACCCACGUCUCACCCCACGUCACCCUCCUGUUCCUGCGCUAACCAAGGCCACCGAAAGCCAGGCUGCUGCCUGCUGCGUGUGUCACUAACCUUGUACCUGAGGGCAGCUUGCUGCCGGACUUCCUUCUGCUAAUGUGACAGCCCCAUCCUGCUGGUGGUCCGGUGAAGGCAUGCUGAGGGUUUCUUCCUCCAUAUCCUGGCUGUCGUGUGCACGAGGGCUGUACCACCAGGCCCUAUGUAGCUGAGCGCUUGAAUGACCUGAGGUUGGCUUAUCUGGGUGGCCAAGCAGCCUGAAGUUCAGUGGGUUAAGCAUGCCAGCUGGGGUGGGAAGCCAGGACUGGGAGGUAACUGUCUGCUGCCAUGUGGUUGUUAUGUGGGGGCCAGCACUGAAACUAACCAUGGUGGGGGAUCAUGAGUGUUUCCAAGGAGGUGAGGGGAUAGGGCAGGUUUCCCUGCUUCCUGUGCCCUUGUGGCCUGUGACAUAUUGGACUGCUAAUGGUUUGUUUGCCAUUUCUUGGCUUUUGAGCUUUCUGCGUGUUGCCCAGCUUGCUGCCUCUAAUCACAAGGUGUCCAGCUCUCCCAGCCCUUAGGCACAGCAGCACUGCACUCCUGCAGGUGGAGGUUCGGUAGCAGCACCAGUAUGGCCGCUUUGCUCCUGCAAACUGGUGUUAAUGGGGUUUGGAGAGGCCCAAAGCACUGUGGAUUGAACACCAGAGGGCAUGGUUGCUCUUCUGUGCUGCACACAGAAGGAGGGCUACUAUAGAGGGAAGAGCUCUUAAGGCUUCUUUUGCGGUGCUUACUUGGUCUGAGUACUGUGGGACAACCCUUCUGCAGGCCCUGUCUCCUUGCUCAUGGGCCAUUGCUGCAUUUUUUGUCCUUUUUUCUGCAAGGGGAGCACCCAGUGCAGAUUGGGAAGACAAAGGUGGCAGAGCAGUGACCAGCAGCUGGGCCUUCAUGGCAGGAGCUCUUCGUGCCCCUCAUGGCUCAUGGUGGGAGCGCCUGUUGUGCAACCCAUGCUUUCUGAAGCAGAAAGGCUGGUGCUGGGGAUUGCUGGGAGCAAUGAAACAGGGUGAGCAGAACAAGGUGGCCCUGCACUUAGCAGCCUGCAAGAUGCCAGCCCACAUCCCAAAGGCCGUCCACUCUGCCCCAGCAGUGCCAUUUCGCCUAGGGUCUCCUCUGCUGUACAAGUGCCCAUUAGAGGGUGUGAGGCAAAUGGCAAGGGGAUUUGGGGUUGAGGGAGAGAGAAAGAAAGGAAACACGUGAGGGCAGACAUGCGGAAGGCAAUCACAGCAAAAAGGGUGGAGGAAAAAAUCAACUUCUCUUCCUGCCCUACCUUUUGUAACAGGGACAAGCUGACCUUUUGCAAAACCGAGAAGUGAUGGGUUUAGCAUUGCUGAGUUACUUGAAUCUGUACAUGGAACAGGGAGAAAAAGGCUGAGUAACACUGCUCCAUGGUGAAACUGAUGCCACGCCACAGAUGGGACUGGAUAUCAGCAACAGGGUCACAGUUAAGCCAACAAGUGCCUUUUGGGUCCAUGAGUUGGAGCUUAGUCAUGGGACUAUAGUAGAGGCUCGUGACAUGGGGACAGGAGAUGCCUUCCUGCCCCAGGCUCAGUGUGGAGUCCUGGCUUCUCAAAGUGCUGAGCUUUCCCCAGUUGUCUGGCCCUGCUCCUUUCUUGCAGGGCCUGGCCAUGGCUGCUGCUUGCUGUGGAGUUUGGGUGGAUUUCCCCCACGGAAAGCUGGGCUUAGGGCUGUGAGCAGCUCAGUGCUUGUUGACAGCGAGAUGGACAGCUAGUUGCAUAAUGAUUUUGGUUUCCUCUGUGGUAAAUGCAGUGGGAAAACACUCUGUCAAGCCCCGGCAAGCAGAUCUCAGCAGGGAUAUCUCAGGACUCUGCUCCAGGGGCUUUGGUUGCAGCUUGCACCACAGCUACUGGGUCAGCUGAGGCACAGGUACCUGCCAGGGGGCAGCUGUCCCUCUGCCUGCUGUCACUGUGGGGUCAGGGCAGAGCUGGAGUCUGGCCCUGGGGAGAGAGGAGGAAGGAAGCAGCCUGGUACCGGGAGCUGCUGGAUCACAGCAGGGAGAGGGCAGAGGCUGGUCUCAGCGAGCAGACACUUCCUGCCGCCUGCCAGGGUGUCUCCAGCUGCCAGCAGCACGAGAGCAGGGCUGAAAACAAUCCGGCAGCAGUGCUGACAUUUGUUAAUGUGAACUCUCCCACCGCUUUGCAAAGACCUCGUGCUCCACCUGCGUGACAGAGCUGCGGCAAAGCCCUCAGGCCUGGCUCCCCUCUGAUUAAUGGUUUCCUGUGAUACCCAUCGGCAGCACAGCGGCGGGAGGAUGGCUGGCCCUGCCUGCCUUUGCCGCUCUGGCAGCGAUCUCUGUUGACGUUUUGUUAUUGUCGUUUUACUGUCUUUUCUCCCCGGUCCCUGAAGAGCGCUGGGUACGGUCCAAGCACACGCAGGCUCGCACGCCCGCGCGCAGAAAGAGCUCCGGCUCUAAUUUUAGCCAUGACAUGUAUGCAGGGAGUAAGCAGCCGGGAGGAGGCAGAGUGUGAAGGGAUGAGGAGGUCCCAGCUGCAGGGCCGCCGUGACUCACCCUAACUGGUCACCAGCACUCACUGCUUUGGGAUCUGGGGCUCCUUCCUUGUGGGCAUCUUGGAGUGAUUUGGCCAUGGCACGGCCCUUGCCACAUUGUGGGGAGGGAACGGGCUCCUGCCAGGUCCUCGGGCUGCACAAAGGAUGUCCUAAGGGGAGGGAAUGGCUUUGGGGGAAACUGUUUCGUGCCACGUUUGCAGAAAGGGUUUGGUUGUGAAACAUCAUUUUGGGAUGUCACCUCCAAGUGUCUGUGCCAGAGGGGAUCCCCCUGCUCCCAUACUUACCCAGCACUGCAUGUUCUGCAGGGGCAAACCAGGGUUUCAGAUCUGAGGGGACAAGCAUCUGGGUGCCAGGGAUCCCUUUUCUUCCUGGGCCCCUUUUUUUUGUGUGUCCUUUGCCAGGGGUGAGCCUGACUGGGGCUGUGCGCAGAGGAAGUGCAGUUGGUUAUUUUAAUGAGCACUGUCAGGGUUUGCAGAGCGGGGAGGAGGCGGAGGGAGCAGUGGAGCACUCGCUCGCCAAACUAGGACUUGGUCGGGGAGGGCUGGCCCGUCACUGCUCCGCAGCUACUGCUGCCCGCUCAUCACCUGCGGGGACUUCAGCGCCAUUCCGGAUCAGGUCACAGAGGCUUUUCCCCACGCUCUGCCCUUCUUUCCUCUCCUGCUCCAUUCCUGCACCUCACUGCUUUUGGCUGUGCUUGCUGGGAGAAGGGGGGGAGAACUAGCCUGGAGCUGGUGGGUUCAGUCUGAACGGGCAGUAUGUCCUAAUGUACCAGUUAGGGGUGGGGGGUGUGUGUGUGUGGGGGGGUAGAUUCCUGAGCCAUCAGCUGCUCUCCUGCCCAGCCGUGCUGGUUCCCAGAGGCUGAGGUGAGCCACGGCUGUUCCAUGGGCCGUGAGCAGGGUUGGCAGAGGGGCUCAGUGAAACCCAACUCUGUGGUGCUUAGUGGCUGCUUCUCUCCCUGCCAGAAGUGGGUUUCCAGCUGCUCAUGUUAAGGCACCGGCUAUAUCCUGCCAGCACAUGGAGGAGACAGGCAGUAGGAAACCUGCAGUGUGGCAGAGGACAGUGGAAUGGGGAGCCAGCCUGUGCCCUGCCAGGCUGUUCCUAGCCAGCCACUUGGCCCCAGAAUAGUCUGGGGAGGGCAGGACUGACUUCUGGGCUCCUGGCAUCUCUCCUGGUGCUGGUGGCACCCUGUGCUUUUUCUGAAGGCAAUAGGAUGCCCUUCUGCUCCUCUGUUGCAGGUGUCCAGUCCCAUCUCCACAUUAUCAGUGUCUGUAGCUGACAGCCUUAGGCUCCCUUGGCUUUGCUCCAUGCUUUUGAGAGGUCUGUGCAGCUUCCCCCACUCCCAGCCUGGGAGCUGCAUUCCUGCCUGAGCCGUGUCCCUCACAUCGGAGCUUUUUCCCUGUGCUGGUUUCAUGCUGCUUCUCUCAGGCUGCUGUGCAGUUCCCUGCUUGAGCACCAUGCUGGGAAGCUUUCUCCCAGCUUUCCAUAUGUAGGGGAUCUGGGAAUGGGCACCUGGGCUGUGGGACUGGCUUCCCUUUAAGCAGGGAGGCACGGAGCUGUGGGCAUCUGCUACAGGAACAGAUGGCCCAUCCAAAUUGCCAAGGCUGGCCUGAACUGCUGCUGCUUUGUUGUUCUGCAAAAGGAGCUCUGAGAGAUAAGGAACUUUUUAACAUCCCUCUCAGUCUGGGUCACGGGCAGUGCUGAUGAAACCAAAAUAGAAUCUGUGUGAACUGCUGCUGAUCCAUCCCCUGCUCUUGCCUGACCCUUGCGCUCUGAUGUUUGCUUGCCCUCUGCUCUUUAUUAAGGAUAAUUCACCUUCCCAGGCUGUCACUGUGGCUGCUUGGCUUUCAGCAUAGAAGCCAAACAGCAGCGGCUUCUUUAAAUCAGUGCUGCCCAAUUUCUUGAUAACCAGGAGGCAGAUUAUUUAGUGCAGUGGCAAAUAAACUUCAUAAUGUUAUGAUGGUGGAAAGUUGUCAAGGGAUAUGAAUGUGCAGCUCAGCCCAGAAACCUCCAAGGAGACAGCUUUAGUUUAAAUGAAGACAAAACUCCAUCUUUCAUGGAUUUUGGGAAGGAAAUCACAUUGUUGUAAUGGGAACAUUACCCUGAGCCUUAGGGCUGGCAAACUCUUGACUUUAUGAAGUAUAAGUGGAGAGGCUGAGCUAGCCUGGCAGGUAUGCUUUAAAGAAGGCCUGCGGCACAUUGAACCUAGCAGUGGGACUGGGCAGGGCGCAGUGCUCUGAACCCCUCCCUGCACUCCCAGCCUCGAGGUACUGCUUGGGAUCUGGGACAGAGGGAGCAGGGAAGGUGUGGGUCAUGUUGGGCACCAAAUGGCAGCAAAGGGGUUGUGGGACCGGAGCCUGGAGAGAGGCAGGAUGGAGCUGCCACCAGCAGGAGGUAGGAUUAUGACAAGAACUGUAUUAAAAAAAAAAAAAGCCUCAGACCCCUGUGCUCCCAUCUCCUGUUCUACCCAGCAAGCCUGACCUUGGGAACACUUGGUUGUACAUCUUGUGAAGGGCCUGGCAGGAGGUGGGACAGCUGGUCCCUUUUGCCUUAUUUUGGUCAAGGCACAGCCAAGUGCUGGGGACUGCACUCAAAUCGCUGUGUGGGCUUGGGUGUCUCCUUCAGUACUGCUUUGCUCUCUGGAUGAGCUUCCCAUGAGAAACUGCAAAGCUGCAGCAUUUCCUUUCUCCCACUUGCCUCUGAGCCCUGCACAAAGCAGCUGCGAGCAUCCUGUUGCUGCCUCCAUCCCUCCUGCUCUGGUUGUUUGGGGAAAAGAGAUUUUGCAACAGUUUCUAAUUAAAAUGUCAGUGAAGAUGCUUCCAGGCAGUUCCUUUUGUCCUCUGGGGACAAACUGUCAGUGUGGAGGGACAGGGGCUGCAGUGUGACAGAUGGGUGUCAUCAUCCCUUUGACAGGCUGGAAGGAAGCAGUGAGGGUCCUUCUUUAACCUGCGUGCUCACGGCAUCCUCAGCUCCUGGAGGAGCACCCAGAAGGACUGAAAGUGGCAAGGGGUUAUAGUUAGCAGUGGCUGCCUGUAAAGCCUGGUCCCAUCCUUGGGUGUUUGGUGUGGUUAUCUGCCAUGGGCACCGGCAGUCAGAUAGGUGCUGACCUUGUGCCCUCUCACCAAGUCCUUGCUGCCAGUUGGGUGCUGAGCUGUGCCGUGGAAUUCUUGUCCCCUGAAAGAGGGCACGUGAGUUUUCCCUCUGGCCAUUGUCUGCGGGGAUCCCAUUACCAUUCAUUGUAUGGAACGUGUCAGAUCUUGCGGGUUCUUGGAUCAGGUCCCUGCGCUGGCACUGUUGCAAGGUGGCCUGUAUGUGUGCAGCAGAAGGCUGCGAGUUUUGCUUUUGUUUGGCCUCAUUCUCUGGACGAACGAUUGUGCUGGGUCUGUGCCCUGGUGCUGCCUUCUGGUCUGUGCUGCAGAGUGUCACACGCUGUCAUGGGGGCUUUGUGGCACACAGAGUCUGAGCUGAUAUUGCCGCCUUCAGGUGAUGGCACAACUGAAGGUGUUCUUGGCUAUGGCUACUGCUGCUAAAGGCUCUUGGUUUGGAUGGAUGUGUUUUUGGUCAUCUCAGUCCUACGAGCGGUGCAGCAUUACUCACACAUCAGCUGCAGUGAUGAAUCGGAAGGUAGAAGGGCUGACAGUGCUGGGAAACAUGAGCUGUUGUCCCCACUGUGACAGCUAUCAAUGGCUCAUACAGCCCACAGGCAGUCACUGCUUCUGUCCUGCUCCCUGCUGGUGGGGGUUGUCUGCACUCCCACUUCUGAGCUGGCUGAGAGCUGGUGUGCCUGUGCCUUGACUAUUCUCAGACCUUUCUGCCUUGGAGCCCACAUUUGCACAGCUGUGCCCCUUGUACAGCUUCUGCCUCUGGAUCAUGAUGUAGUACAGAUUACAGCUGGAGUGGAAAUUUUGGGUAGAAACCAUCUAUGCAGAGUUUGGGAACUUGCUCACCUCUCUGCAACCACAGCCCUGAGGGCUGCACCGUGUCUUGACCAGCGUGUUCCCUUCCCUGUCCGACACAGGCACUUCCUCUGCAGCAUGCAAGCUGUGGAUGGGAAGCGAGGCUGCAUAGAGCUCAGGAGAUCUUGGCAUCACACACAGGUGCCUGCUAGUAACGCCUCUUCCCAGGAGUUGAGCUGUGCAAGUCACUGUCAUUGCCAGGGAGGACAGCUUGUAAACUGAGACAGGCUCUUGUCUGCAUGAUGGCAGCUCUGGUGCCAUAGCACCCACCCAGACAGCGCAGCAAGUACUGCUUCACAGACUCAGCCAGGACAGAUUCUCGUCAUGGAGAAGGGCAAAACAUGGGCUCAUUUCCCUCCUGUAGCUCCGUGGUUGGAAAAAAUGCUUUCCAAUCAACUAACUAGAGGCUUGCUGAAAGGUCUGCUGAUGGUUUUUUCAAGUCCAAACUUUCUCUAGGCUUUGAGGCUUGUUUGGCUGGCAUCCCUCUUCUUCUGGGUACUGGCAGGAGGACACCAUGGUGGGGGGGGGGGGGGAACAAUGGCACAGGCAAGAGGACCGAGCAGCGUGCUGCACUGUGUCCCUCUGUCUGAGGACACAGAAGGCAUGGUCAGCACAGUACCCAGAGAUCUGCCUGAGGCUGCUGGAGCAAAGCGAAGUAAUGGAGCUGAAUAUCAAGAAAUAUUCAUGAUGUGGGUAGAGCUUAGAGCUUAUGCCUUGAGGGACACUGUGUAGAAAUGAAUCUGUCUGGUUUUGUUGCUGUCACCACCAGGGGAGUGAUAGCUGCUGGGUGAUCAGGGUGCCCAUGUCAGCCGAUCCAUGAGUUCUCUGUCCAGUGAAGUUACAAGAUGCAAGUUUUCCCUCUUUGAUCUCUGCUUGGCUUUCCAAGGGUGUUUAUAUCCUGCCGCCGAGGUUAGCUCUGUCCUUAGAGCACAGGGCUGCAUUUUUCUCUGAGAGCCCCAGGGGUUCCUGCAGCACCUUCCUCUUCCCCCAGCUCUUCAGGGCAGCACACACUCCAGGAUAUGUUCUUGCUUUGGCAAGGUCUCAGCCCACCAGCACCAGGCAGGGAGCACAAUAGGUUGAGGAGCUCUGAGGGGUCUGGCUCAAAAAAAUCCUACCAAAAGCUCCAAGUGCAGAUCACAAGCUGACCCCUUCCUUAUUCACAGAAUGAGAUUGAAAUGAUAGUGUUGAGCUGCAUGCAAGUAGAGUUGAUGUCCUAGUGCGUGCAGAAGUAUUUCCUUUUCCUCCUACCCUGCAGAUGCCAGGCUGCAACUAGCCCCUUGAGCUAACAGCCCAGUGAUGCAGCCUGCAGAGAAGCAACAUGCUGUUCUCUGUUGUGACUCAACUACCAACAGUCUUUUCACAGAAGCGUGGAGGUCACAGAAAUGUCAAUAGUGUUAGGCCAAGGGCUGCCAGGACACAGCUCUCCUUCAGCAGUACCUGGUGCAUGGUGCUCUGAUGGUGCACAUCAGUGCUGGGCACUCCAUGCAGUCAGUUACUCCACACUGUCAGCAGCAGCUCUCAGUGCCUGCACUGUACUCUUUCAGAUUGGAAUUCAGUUGCAAGCAAUGGGGAUAUCUUCACCAUCAGAUCUGAGCUGCUGCCACGUGGUACUGUUAUAAGCUGUCAGAUUACCCAGCAGUAACCUUCACUGCUGGUGUCUGGAGCGUGAGUCCAUGUGCCUCUGACAGCUCUGGAGAUAAAAAAGGCCAUAAUCAACCAGUAACCAAACAUAAAUGUCAAGCCAAGGGUGUUCUGGCAGGUUUCCUCAUGAGAAUGUGGUGUGAAAAGGAAGGAAGCUGUGUUGAGAGAUCUUCCUGCCCAAUGCAGCAACUCAGCAAGCACUGCACUAGCUUUGCGCUGGUGGAAUAUCUGGGACAGAAAGAACUACCUGUUGAGCUCACUCAGGAUAUAGGUGGACAAUUCUCUCUCUCCCAGCAGCUUAGCCUGGGCAAGCUUGCCACACUCAAGCAGUUCUCUCAUGUUGUCUUUUUUCAAAUACAUUUUAUUUGUUCAUGUAGUUUUUAACACCUAUUGGUGAUGAUGCAAUUCACUGCAGUAUCCCACUGAUGUUGGGGAGAAGGGACAGGAAUGGAGUGCUGCAGUGACAGGGACAGGCUGGAAGCUGGCUGGUCAGCAAGACAUAGUUAAGUCCUCUGGAAAAGCCUCAUGGUUCUCGGUGGUGUGAUGGCUACCCUGCUAGUCACUGGGCAGGGAUGAGUGUAUAUGCAUUACUCGUGAUGGAACUUGAGAAAUCCCUCCGAGGUGAUGGUACUUUGUUUUUGCUUUCAGUUCAGCAAGGCUCUAACUCCCCUAAUUCUGCUCUCUGAAUUGCACAUUCCACUGGAGAGCAUCACUAGAUGAGAGAGACUAGAGACUUCCUUGCAUAACCAGCUGGAGGCAAAACCAAACCUGACUUUUCUGUCCUCCACCUUUGUAGCAAUUGAAGAUUCAGAAUUUGCUUCUGCCAUGCUCUUUAGAGGCUUGAAACAAACUGGUCUGGAGAAUGGGAGUUCUGGUACUAGUCAGAGUCAGCCUCUUCCGCUCUGACCUUUGCAUGCCAAGCUGAGAGCACUGAAACUGCUGCUGCAGCAGCUUCCAUCUGUGGCCUAGUGCUUUUCACGGACAGCUGCAACACCUUGGCAACACACUCAGCUUUGAGGGAAAGGUCAAGAGACCCGUUAAAGCUCUUUCCAAAACGAGAGGGAAGUUUUGAGCAGGACAGAUAGGAUGAUUUUCCUAGUUCUCCUCUGCUCCAACUUUCUCAGCCAGGCUCCACCAAAUGUGCUUGCCCUGCUUUGACUUGCCUGAUUGUUUUCCUUCUUUAGUGCUUAGUUUCCAUUUGCCACAAAUUCUGUGGGGCUGCUGAACGUUGUGCUGAACGGUUACGGCUGCAACACCGGGAGAGCCAGCACCAGUGGGGAAAAUAGUGGUGGGGCAGAAAGCAGGGCUGGCCUCGCCAGGGCAGGAGCUCAUCCGUGAAGCAGUCUCAUGUGUGAUUCUGAGGGUGCUUUCCUCAGGCUAAGCUGUGAAAAUAAGCAUAGACUGCCUUAAGAAGAGCUUUGCUUUGAACUAGAGAAGCCCAGAUGCUCCCAGUGGGUCCCAGAGGCUGGGCCCAGCCCUACCAUACAUACCAUACAGCCCUACCAUAGCACCCAGCUCUCUCAGCUCAGCUGCUCCAACUGUGCUCUGCAAACCUGGGGCCAUCCCCAGCCCCGCAGAUCUGUGGGCAGCCUAUUUAAUUCCUGCUUUCUGUGUCAACAGCCACCGCCGGGCACAAUGGAAACAUUUUUUAAGAGGCACUUUGGGAAGAAGGGGCUGCUGGGCCCACGGCGUGCCAGUGUGGUGACUGUGCCCACGGGCAAGGCCCGCCGCCGCUCCCAGGCCGGGCUGCCCUCUGCUUCACUGACCCAGCGCCGUCGCGGCUCAGGUGCCCCACUGCCAGCUCUCUCCUGUUUGCCCCUGACCCGCCGCCGCGGCCCCCGCCGCCGCUCCAGCACCACCCCACCGUGCCUCAGUCCCCGCUUCGCCGUGCAGCAGCAGCGGCGCGGGGGCUGCCCGCCAGCCAUCGAUGCCACGCUGCUGGGGCCCUCUGUGCUGCUGGCCAGCCUCCUCCCCGCUGGGCGAGAGGGUGCCGGGGAUGCCUCCAGCUCCUGGCCUGCAGAAGAUGGCGAUGGCAGGGUGGAUCGGGGCAGAUGGUGGGCCGAAGAGAGCUGGCUGGGCAUACUGCCGCGGCUGCGGCCGCUGCAGGCCAGGCUGCUGACACGGGGCCCUCGAUGCCUGCGCCGCGCCUCCUCCCACCGCCUGCCCACCGACAUUGGCUGCAGCCGGGCUCCCCACGGCCUGCCGGGCCGCUACCGUCGCCUCAGCCAGCGCCGCCGCUCCAGUGAUGUCCUCUGGCCCGGGCUGCUGGCCACCACUCGCACGAGGUGGCUGGCCCAGCAGUGCGCAGGGGCUGCCUUCCCUGAGUGCUUGGAACCAGAACCAGCCUGCUGCCCCGACGGCUGGAGCCCCAGGCUGCUGAAAGCUAUUGCCAAGUCCAGCCUCCAGCACAUGGUAGCCCAGCCAAACCCCAUGCUAGCCCUGAGGAGCGAGUCAGAGAGGCAGAUACGCAGCACUGUGGACUGGAGCGAGACUGCAGUCUAUGGGGAGCACAUCUGGUUUGAGACCAAUGUCUCUGGGGAUUUUUGCUACGUUGGGGAGCAGAACUGCAUGGCCAAGCUGCUGCAAAAACCUCUCUCCAGGCGUAAGUGUGCAGCAUGCAAGAUCAUAGUGCAUACACCCUGCAUAGAACAGCUGGAGAAAAUAAAUUUCCGCUGCAAACCUUCCUUCAGGGAGUCGGGAUCACGGAACGUACGGGAGCCCAUAGUUGUCCGGCAUCACUGGGUGCAUCGGAGGCGACAGGAAGGGAAAUGCCGGCAGUGUGGCAAGGGUUUCCAGCAGAAGUUUGCCUUCCACAGUAAGGAGAUUGUAGCCAUCAGCUGUUCUUGGUGCAAGCAAGCGUAUCACAGCAAAGUGUCAUGUUUCAUGCUGCAACACAUCGAAGAGCCCUGCUCACUAGGGGCUCACGCUGCUGUUGUUGUUCCUCCCACCUGGAUUUUGCGGGUCCGACGGCCCCAGAAUCCAAUGAAAUCCAGUAAGAAAAAGAAGAGGACAUCAUUCAAGCGAAAAUCCAGCAAAAAGGGUGCUGAGGAAGGGAGGUGGAAACCUUUUGUCAUCAAGCCUAUGCCAGCUCCUCUCAUUAAGCCCUUGCUGGUGUUUGUGAACCCCAAGAGUGGUGGGAAUCAGGGAGCCAAAAUCAUCCAGUCCUUCAUGUGGUAUCUCAACCCACGGCAAGUUUUCGACCUCAGCCAGGGCGGUCCCAAGGAGGCGCUGGAGUUGUACCGCAAGGUCCACAACCUACGGAUCCUGGCAUGUGGGGGAGAUGGCACGGUGGGCUGGAUACUCUCCAUUCUGGACCAGCUGCGCCUCAAUCCACCUCCUCCUGUGGCCAUCCUUCCGCUGGGGACAGGCAAUGACUUGGCCAGGACACUGAACUGGGGUGGGGGUUACACAGAUGAGCCUCUGUCCAAGAUCUUGUCACAUGUGGAAGAUGGGAACAUUGUGCAGCUUGAUCGCUGGAACCUCCGUGUGGAAGCAAACCCUGAAGCAAACCCUGAGGAAAAGGAUGAGACAGCUGCUGACAAGCUUCCCUUGGAUGUCUUUAAUAACUACUUUAGCCUUGGUUUUGAUGCACGGGUGACGCUGGAAUUUCAUGAAUCCCGAGAGGCCAAUCCAGAGAAGUUCAAUAGUCGGUUUCGGAAUAAAAUGUUCUAUGCUGGGACGGCUUUCUCCGACUUCCUCACAGGGAGCUCCAAAGAUUUAGCGAAGCACGUCAAGUUGGUUUGUGAUGGGGUGGACCUGACCCACAAGAUCCAGGACCUGAAGCCCCAGUGUUUGGUCUUCCUGAACAUCCCCAGAUACUGUGCAGGCACGAUGCCCUGGGGCAACCCUGGAGAGCACCAUGACUUCGAGCCGCAGCGCCAUGAUGAUGGCUGCAUUGAAGUCAUUGGCUUCACUAUGACUUCCCUGGCUGCAUUGCAGGUGGGUGGCCACGGGGAGAGGCUGUGUCAGUGCCGGCAGGUAGUUCUCACCACGUCGAAGGCCAUCCCCAUGCAGGUAGAUGGGGAGCCCUGCAAGCUGGCAGCUUCCUGUAUCCACAUCUCCCUGCGCAACCAAGCCAACAUGGUGCAGAAGACCAAGCGGCGUAACUCCAUGCCUCUGCUCAACGACCAGCAGCCAGUGCCUGAGCGGCUGCGAAUCCGAGUGAGCCGAAUCAGCAUGCGUGACUACGAGGCACUGCACUAUGACAAGGAAAAGCUGAAGGAAGCCUCUGUGCCGCUGGGGAUCAUCGUGGUUCCAGGGGACAGUGACCUGGAGUUGUGCCGGACCCAAAUUGAGAGGCUGCAGGAGGAAGGAGAUGGAGCCAAACCGAAGACACUGUCAUCCCAGAAACUGUCACCAAAAUGGUGCUUCCUGGACUCAACCACAGCAGAUCGAUUCUACAGGAUAGAUCGCGCUCAGGAGCACCUCAACUAUGUGACAGAGAUCUCUCAGGAUGAGCUCUAUGUGCUGGAUCCAGAGCUGGUGAUCACCCAGACCGUAGGCACAUCUCCUGCCAUGCCUGAUCUUGUCGACUCAUCUGCCACACCUCCUGGGCACCAUUUUGCUUUCCCUUCCUCUUCCUCCUCUCCACCCUGCUCUCCUGCCCCCAGUGCUGAUGCUGAGCUCUGCCUCCUGCACAAAGAUGACCUGAUAGAAGCUGCCAAGAGCGGUAACUUCAGCAAGUUCCAAGAGCUGCACCGGGCUGGAAGAGACCUGAUGGUGCGAGACUCCUCUGGCCGAACUGUCCUCCAUCACGCCGUCAUAUCAGGGAGCAAGGACAUCGUCAAAUACAUAAUUGAGAAUGCCCCUUCAGAAAUCCUCGAUGCCACAGAGGAGGAGAAUGGCGAAACCAGCUUGCACCAGGCUGCAGCUCUACGCCACCGCACUAUCUGCCACUACAUUGUGGAGGCCGGAGCGUCACUCAUGAAGACUGACCUGCAGGAGCGAGGCGCUGGAAUGUCUCAUCCCUGUCUCCCCCUUCCCACCCUGUGGGGUCACAGCGAGGACAGUCUCGCUGUCGAACUCCCUCCCAGCCGCAGGGCUCCCCGCGCAGAGCCAGGACAGAGCACUGGGGCUCCUCGGGUGAAGCAGAAUGUCAGCAGGCGGGGAGACACCCCUAAGCACAGGGCUGAGAAAGCCAAUGACCCCGACCUGGCUGCCUACCUCGAGAAUCGACAGCACUACCAGAUGAUCCAGCGGGAGGACCAGGAGACAGCUGUGUAGCGCUCAGCGUGCCUUAGCCCAACCAGCUUGGGCAGGACGAGCAGAGGGCGGCACCUGGCAGAGCUGUGAGUCUGGCCCAGCCCUCCUUAUGUGUCAGCCCAGUCGCUGGAGGAGAUGGAGACAGCAGGGCUGUGCCCCAGGUUGGGCUGAGACGCUGUUUAUGAGGACAGUGGGUAUUUGGGACUUGAAGCCCUGCUCUUUGUGUGUCCCCCUUUGCCUCUCAUCAACCAUGUUCCCCGCUCCAGAUGGGCUCCAUCCCAGAGCCCCACUGGGGCAGGCAGGGAUGUAGCAAUCUGUCACCCUCACACAGGGGAGCAGUGGUAGUGCCCCCAGCAGGUUCUUACCUAUGAUCCGUGCAGGACACCAUUGCUCACCCCUCUGCCUGCUAGUGGUAACGCUCCAUUAGGCACUUCACCUUGUCCAGAAGAAGCACCGUGAUGUACUGCCUCCAAGUCCUGUUCUCUCUUGUUGGCCUGGGACUGUCCUUGGGCUCUGUGGCAGGAGAAAAGUCCCUUGUGUUAGAGAAUGUGUACCCACCCCUUCCUCAGAGCAUCUGGGACUGGCACAGCUGGAUGUGGGGCAGUUGCUUUCAGUGCCGGGCCUGUGCUGCUCUCAGGGAUCUCCCCGUGCUCCCAAACUACGCGACCGCUGCAUAUGGCUUCUGCCAUCCCCACAAAUCAGACUCAGGGUCUUGCAGAGAAUCCUUGGAGGUCCCCCAGCCCAGGCGCAAGCUCCCUGGGUAGGCUGCCAGCAGGCUGCCAGCACACCUCCACAGGUUUUAGCAGAAAGAGGGAUUUGGAUGCAUAGGAAGCAUCAGGACCCCAGCCCCAAGUCAUGCAUGUGACAGGAUGGCAUUUGGGGCACCAUCUGCCACGGGACACGAAGCACCGUCUGCCCUGCAGAGGCCAUGAGUGCUGAGGUAGCACAGCAGCCCUCAUGCAUGCACUUUUUGCAGAGCAGCAGUCCCUGGCUGCAGGGUGCCAGCAGAGGGGGAGGGCAGACGACUGUUGGCAUUGGUGCAUUCAAGCGGGAGGUGUGUGCAAAGCAGGUCUGGGUUGCAGCGUACAGGUGGGGUCCCAGGAGAGGAGGCCGGGGCAUCCCCAGUGUGCACUUGCACCUGACUGUGGCUGUGCUGGGUGACACUGCUCACAUCCCCACAAAUACUGAAAAAAAAAACAUAUCAUGACACCACAGAGAACCACAAUGCUGAUCAGGCUUUAGGUUGGGGCAGAGUUACCUUUGAGGCUAUGGGGCAGCCAGACCAGAGCAGCACGAGGCUGGUGCUGGGGUUCAGUGAUUAAUAUCAUCGCUGUUCCGAUGGCGACGCUCCAGCAGCACCAGGAGUUCCCAUCAGCGCUGCUCAUUCGUGGACAAACGCUGUCAUCUUCCCAAAGGUGCAGACUGCUGCCCCAGCUAGGGUCCAGCUCCCCCUUCUCCCCAGUUUGUACAUCCCCGUUUUUGUACAGGUAGUUCAGAGACACACUGUCCCCCUCCCCGCCAGGCCCCACACGUGAGCUGAGUUGCUGUGCAAUUCUGAGCCUGGCUGCUGUGUAGGCAGAGGCGGAGGGGUGUUGGUAGCCCUGCCCACAUGGGGCAGGGGUUCUGUGCAAUACCCAGUUCGGUGUUCCCAGACGCUGUGGUAGGACUGUAUUUUUGUAACUCUGUGAGUGCCCGCUCUAGCAGGCCCGGGGCCUGGCGUGAGCCCGUGCUCCCAUCGCUUUUUGACUUUUGACUGUUUGGAUGUUGUUGUUUCUUGCUAUUGAAAUAAAAAAAAAAAGUGGA